Molecule: messenger RNA, 1527 nt
Organism: Eremothecium cymbalariae DBVPG#7215
Lineage: Eukaryota; Fungi; Ascomycota; Saccharomycetes; Saccharomycetales; Saccharomycetaceae
Gene: IPT1
Product: inositolphosphotransferase
Exons: 1
Coding region: 1-1527 (508 amino acids)
Biological process (GO): sphingolipid biosynthetic process; inositol phosphoceramide metabolic process
Cellular component (GO): inositol phosphoceramide synthase complex
Molecular function (GO): inositol phosphoceramide synthase activity
Source: RefSeq, a predicted model, not a curated record
AUGACAGUGAUAAAUAAAGUCAUGGGAGGGCUUCUGUCAUUUUACCGAGCAGUGUUUUGGGAGAGAACAUUGGUAGGAUUGGCAUGGAACUUUUGGUGGAAUUUCUUACCAGUUUUUGUGUGGCUCACUAUAUUUAAAAAUGCUCGAGUGAUUCCGGCAGAAAUACGCCCACCUAUCCACAGCAAAGCUGCAUUUUUCUGGGACCUUAUGCUCUUUGGAGACUCUUGGGGUGAGUUCAGGCAGCAGGCGUGGCCUUCCGAUAAAUGGUGGGAGGUUGUUUCGUGGGCAACUGGGGUCACCUUUACAGUUUGUUGUGGGAUAGUGCCAUUGUUGGUAUGGUACUAUAUAUACUAUGUUAGGCGGGUUCAAUAUAAUGUAUUGGAGUGGUAUGAGGAUUUGUUCCAUCAGAAGGGUGAGCAACAGCAGCAUCUGCAAUUUAGACCAACUCAACUACGAGUUAUGUUGCCAUUUUUUAUGCCAUUGUUCACUUGUAUAAUGGUAAACGUUGCACAUCAUUUUGCAAGACAGGAAGAGUCAACUUUCACCUCUGGCAAAGAUAUUCUUGCAUGGAUUUCUUAUGUAUGUCUCCAUCUGGGAGUGCCUGUCACGACCGCUGUCUACCUGUAUGUUUUUCAGCCACCCGGCACAUUGAAAUGCUUUGGAUUUGCGUUGGGAAUUCAGAACAUCGCGGGUGUCUUCACCCAUUUAUUACUUCCAACAGCACCUCCUUGGUUUAUCCAUAUGUAUGGUGUUAAUGAUACAGAGCACGUAAACUAUCUGCAGGAGGGGUACGCAGCUGGUUUAACCCGUGUAGAUAUGCACUGGGGCACGCGCUUAAAUAGGAAUGGCUUCCACAAAUCUCCGGUUGUCUUUGGGGCAGCACCCUCUUUGCACUCAGCCAUUGCUGUUCAAUGUUUUCUCUUUCUCAUCAGUAGAUCAACCAGCACAGCGAAGACACCAGCAGCAUACGACCUCCAAAACCGCUCCCGUGUAUGCAGCAGCAGCAGUGACAGCAGCAGCGACAGCAGCUCAUGCGACGCCCAAAUGAAAGAUGAAGAAAUGGACAAUAUACCCAAGUACCUAGAAGAAAGCAUCCCAUCCAGUGCCUCGGAGAGCGACUUGAUGCUGCAGCAAUAUCCCGAUUCUUUUUCACCUUUUGCUGAAGCUCACCUUUCGUCUUCAGUGUCAUCAUUUAAAAUGCAUGCUGACGUUAUGCGAACCUCUAAGUGGUUAUGGAUUUUUAACAAAAGUUUGAUACCCAAAAUAUUUGGGUUCCUUUAUAUUUGCAUCCAAUGGUGGGCCACCAUCUACUUGGAUCACCAUUUCAGAUUUGAUCUGUUUGUUGGAGCCCUCUAUGCCAUUGUAUCUUUUGUCAUCAUCAACACCUUUUUUCUUCAGCCAAAGGUAUUAAAAAAUUGGGUGGAAAUUAGACUCUCAGAUAAUAAGUUAAAUCCUGCAGGAAAAACUAUGGGCAUGAGGGUAUUCCAAGGAACUCGUUUUGAAUGGCUUUUCGAUCCAUUGGCUUAG